AUGGUGGAACAAUUCGAAAGCAGCAUGCUGGGAAUGGAACAGUGGCAAGAGGAGCUGAAUAGCAAAAUGAAUAAGCUGUUGGAUUUGAUGAUGGACAAGGGUAAGACUGUGCCACCACAAAAUGUUAAGGAAGAGUCAGACCUCGCCUAUCCUCCAGGAUUCACCCCAUUGCACGGGCAAACAUCGACACAACCUCCGAUGGCCGCAGAAAAUCCUCCGCUAAACAAUGCUUUAUUCAUACCUACCGCACCAACAUUAAGGGUCCUAGCAGUCGGAAUGCCCCUAAUAAUGAUGAUAGAUAUAGGGGUAGAUAGAAUCAAAACUGAGCAUCGCUGUGACAUACUUGAAGAACGGUUAAGGGCCAUUGAAGGGUCCAAUUCAUUCGGUACCAUUGAUCCAACAAACCCCUACUUGGUGCCGAAGGUCACUCUACCACCGAAGUUUAAGAUGCCAGAUUUUGAAAAGUACGAUGGAACUCGGUGUCCUCGUGCCCACUUACGGUUGUAUUGUCAAGCCAUGACAGCGUACUCAAACGAUGAAAAACUAAUGAUGCACUGUUUCCAGAUUAGUUUGACUGGAUUUGCCAUCCGUUUGUACAUUCAGCAGAAUAAGGCCUGGGUCCGCACUUGGAAAGACUUGGCCAACGCCUUUAUCACUCAUUACUGCCAUGUGACAGAGAUGGCACCCAGCUGCAUGAUGCUGCAAGAAAUGGAGAAGAAACCUAUUGAAACAUUCAGGGAGUAUGCUUACAAGUGGAGGGAUAUGACGAUCCACAUGGAUCCCCCUAUGAGCGACCGAUAG
Malania oleifera is the source of this 801-nucleotide messenger RNA. RefSeq lists its product as uncharacterized. The coding region runs from base 1 to 801 and encodes 266 amino acids. The record is from RefSeq and is a predicted model, not a curated record. Lineage: Eukaryota; Viridiplantae; Streptophyta; Magnoliopsida; Santalales; Ximeniaceae. The transcript has a single exon.